AUGCUUUCAUCCAACGUCCUCGUGUGCCUAACUCCGGUUUUCUUUGGCGGGUUUAUGGCCUUGAAGGUGACCAGCCCCAACGAAGGCGCGGCAUGGAAUCUGCAGCAGACGAACACCGUUACUUGGACUUCAGUCGGAACUGACCCCGCAUCAUUUGACAUAGUUUUGGUCAACAACAAUGCCAAUUGUUCUCCUACCGGCAUGAGCCAAAUGAUCAAACAAAAUGUUGCUUCCGCCCAAGGCAAGUACGACAUGAGUGGUGUUGCGUCCGUCAAGGCGUGCGGUGGCUAUCAAAUCAAUCUCGUAGCUACUAAUGCGCCAGGUAGCCAUAACACUGGGAUCUUGGCCCAGUCGGCCCCAUUCAACGUUACCCAAGGAGCUGGUGCACCCGUCCCCGGGCCCAACGCGGUCAAUCCUUCUCCCGUUGAUCCCGCACCCGGCACCGAUACUCCCGGCUUUGCCUCGUUAAACGCGGUUUCAAUUCAGAAGCUUGUUACGUCUAUGUUGUUGCCUGCAUCUCUUUUGCUCCUGUGA
Molecule: messenger RNA, 534 nt
Organism: Puccinia triticina
Lineage: Eukaryota; Fungi; Basidiomycota; Pucciniomycetes; Pucciniales; Pucciniaceae
Exons: 5
Coding region: 1-534 (177 amino acids)
Source: RefSeq, a predicted model, not a curated record